Paramecium primaurelia is the source of this 221-nucleotide messenger RNA. The record is from the annotation of a GenBank genome assembly. NCBI's taxonomy places the organism in Eukaryota, Ciliophora, Oligohymenophorea, Peniculida, Parameciidae.
AUGAAUUCAGACCUAUUAUAGACUGAAGGAUAUUUGAAGAUUUAUAACUUCACAAUCCAUCAUUGUAUAAAUAGUAUAAUUAAUUAGAUCAAUAUAUUGAAGAAAAGAUGGAGAGAGAAGAUGUUAAUAUUGAUGAAAAAUGCUAAAUUAUCUUUGUUCACAAUUUAAUUAAUUAAUUGAAAAUUAUUAAGGAAAAUUUAUCACUAUGGAAUUCCUUAUGA